CGUCUCCAUUCUCCAGUUCAACUCGGCUCACCCCCUCCGCUUGCGGCACCGCCACCACCCUUCGCCCCCUCCCCGCGGGGAAACCCUAGAACCUUCUGGAGGCCACCCCGAAAUCUCGGCGCGGCUAGGGCUCCCGCUCGCUCCACCCCGCCCGCGGCGAUGCCGCUCUUCAUGUCCGACGAGGAGCUCCGGCUCCUCGGCGGGGACGUGGCCGCGGUCGCCGAGCGGGCCGACGCCGCCAUCCGCGAGCUCCGGAACCAGGUCGACACCAUCCGCGCCGAGGCCGACGCGGCGGCCAUCGCGGCCGAGCAGACCUGCGCCCUCCUCGAGCAGCGGUUCACCACCCUCUCCGCGGAGGUCGAUCGGUACCAGGCCGAGGCGGCCGAGCUCACCGCCGCCUCCGAGGGCCGCGCCGCCGACCUCGCCUCCUCCCAGGCCGAGAUACACCAGCUCCGCAUCCAAGCAAUUGCAAAGGAUGGCGAGGUCGAGCGUCUCAAAGUGGAAAUCUCGGAGCUGCACAAGUCCAAGUGCCAGUCGCUUGAAUUGAUCGAGCAGAGGGACGCAGAGAUACGGGAGAAGGAUGGCGUCAUUCAGAGCUACCAUGAUAAGAUGGUAAAUCAGGCUGACUCUUCUGCUGGUAAAGAGGCUAGGAUACACGAGGUUGAAGCUAAGUUAACUCACUGCCAGGCGACAUGUAACCGCAUUGAACAGGAGAAGGAGCUUCUUGAAAAGCAUAAUCUCUGGCUUGAUGAGGAACUGAAAGCAAAAGUAAAGAAUCUAUCUGAUCUAAGAAAGGCAAACAUGGAUGAGGAGUCUCGGAUGUCAGCAAAGAUUGCAGAGCUUGAAAGAGAGAUUUCUGAAUCUACAAGUUCCUUGAGGCGAAGUAAAGAACGGAUUUCUGAGCUUGAGCAAAGAGUAUCUUAUAUGGAAAAGGAGCUACUCUCAGCAAAGGAUGCUGCAGCUGCUAAUGAGCAACGCCUUGGCGCUGAGCUUUCAACUGUCAUGAAACUUGCUGAACUUCACAAAGAAAGUUCUAGCGAAUGGUCAAAGAAGGCUGGGGAACUUGAAGGUGUUAUUAAAGCUUUGGAGACACAUUUGACCCAAGUUGAAGAUGAUUACAAGGAAAAGCUUGGGAAGGAGACCUUGGCCAAGAGUGAUCUUGAAAUGGAAGUUGCCAACUUAAAGCAGAAGAUACAGAAGUGUGAACUUGAUUUGGAAAAUUCAAGAAAGUCUGGUGAAAUGAGCCUUGUACCAUUCACCAACAUUGCAGCAGAACCCACUGAUUUAAGUGAUACACCCAUGAAAGAAAUGUCACUUUCUGAUGAUGUAAAUCGGAAUGACCUAAUGAUAGUUCCAAGAGUACCUAGUGGUGUUUCUGGAACUGCAUUAGCUGCUUCUCUUCUUCGUGAUGGCUGGAGUCUUGCUAAGAUAUAUGAGAAAUAUCAAGAAGCCACUGAUGCUUUACGCCAUGAGAGGUUUGGGAGGAGACAUGCUGAAGCGGUUCUGGAAAGGGUCUUACAUGAAAUUGAGGAGAAGGCUGAACUCAUCUUAGAUGAGCGAGCCGAGCAUGAGAGGAUGGUUGAAGCUUAUGCUCUAAUGGAUCACAAAUUGCAGCAGGCAUUGUUGGAGCAUGAUAAUUUUGAGAAUACCAUAAGGAAUCUAAAGUCGGAGUUGAAAAGGUGGGAACGCGAUCAUUUUAUUGCUAACAAGGAAAUAGAUGACCUGCAAAAACAAGUCGCUGUUCUUUUAAAGGAAUGUCAAGACGUACAGCUUCGUUGUGGUUCUAGUGUUCCCAUUGUAGGUCAUGGUGCUGCUUCUACCAGCAUAAGCAAUGGCAUGUCUAAUGCUGAAAACAAUAACCAUGCACAUAUGACAUUUAAUGAUAUUAAUGGGCUCGUUCAGCAAAAUGUUCAACUUCGAAAUAAAGUUCACAUGCUCUCUACCGAUCUUGAAAAUAAGGGCGUGGAACUCAGGGAGAGCUUCCAAAUCGAGCUGAAGAGAAUCACAGUUGACGCUGCAUCAAGAGUUGAAAAAGUUAUGAAGAAAUCUGAAGAACAAGCAAUAAUGAUUGAAUCUCUUCAUAGAUCUGUUGCGAUGUACAGGAAAUUGUGUGAAGAACAGCAGAAGACUCGUUCCAGUAUCGAAAACAUAUCCAGUAAUCUGCAAGAUGAUGGCAGAAAGGACCUGAUGGUGCUGUUUGAAGGAUCACAGGAGAUCUCGAAGAAAACACAUGAACAAGUCACUGAGCGGGCCAGAAAACUCGAUGAAGAGUUGACCAAGUUGAGGACUGAGCUUAUGUCUUUGCGAUCUGAGCGUGACAAGGCAGUGCUGGAAGCUAGUUUUGCUCGAGACCGGCUUAAUGGGUUCAUGGCAGAGAUUGAUCACCAGAGAAAGGAAGCUAAUUCUGUUUCGCUCAGAAAUGCGGAGUUGAUGCAUUUAGUAGUUGAUUAUGAAAAAAGACUCCGUGAAAGUUCAGAUUCUAUGCAAGCUUUAGAGGAGAGCUCAAGGAAACUGUCAAUGGAGGUGUCUAUUUUAAAGCAUGAAAAAGAGAUUUUAGUGAAGUCAGAGAGAAGAUCUUUGGAUGAAGUCAACAGUUUGUCUGAGAGAGUGCACCGUCUGCAGGCCACCAUUGACACAAUACAUACUACUGACGAGGUUCAAGAGAAUGCAAGGUCCAUGGAAAGGAGAAAUCAACAGGAGUACAUCAAGCGACUAGAGAGAGACUGGGCUGAACUAAAAAAGGAGGUUCAAGAGCAACGAGAUCAUGUUCGUGUCCUGACACUUGACAAGAAAAAUGCCUUUGAGGGCUGCAUGAAGCAGGUAGAGGAUAUGAGACAAGAGUUACAGAGCUCAUGGAGAGCUUCUAGUGAUGCUGAGGCGAGGGCUGCUGUUGCAGAGGCAAAGUGUUCAGAUCUGGAGGCGAAACUCAAAUCAAAAAGGAUCAUAUUUAGGGACGGUGGUCAUGAUAACUCAGCAGUAAAUGAGGUGAAUGAUGAGCUUUUCCGGUUGAAAGAGGAGUUGGAAAAAUGCAAGGAGGAAGCACAAGCAAAUAAAAACUAUAUGCUUCAGUACAAAGAAAUUGCAAACUCAAAUGAAGUUGCAUUGAAGCAAAUGGAAUCGGCAUACCAGGAUUACAAAACUGAGUCCGAAAUGGCCAAAAGAAGCCUGGAAGAUGAGAUCGCUAAGUUGAGAAGUAAGUUGUCUGAAUUUGAGAAAAGCUAUGUGAUGAGGUGUGAAGAAGCUGCCAGUACAAUUGAAGUUAAAGAGAAGGAUAUCACUACUCUUAUGAAUGACAUUACGAUCCUGAGGAAUGAAGUUUCCCAGAAAGUAUCGCGGAUUGAGAACUUAGAAGUUGAAUUGGCUUCCUCAAAGAGUGCUCUUGAUGAGCAGUGUAAGCGUUGGCGUAGCGCGCAAGACAACUACGAGCGGCAGGUUAUCCUGCAAUCUGAAACAAUACAGGAGCUGACAAAUACUUCUAAGCAACUGUCUUCAUUGCAGCAAGAAAUGGCAAUGCUUCGUCAAACAGCAGAUGCACACAAGGCUGAAAAUGAUGCUCUAAGAACGUCUGGUGAGCAAGAAAAGAUAGAGUUGGUGAAAGAAAAGGAUGAGGCCCUUCGGAAGUAUAGCGAGCUAAAUGAUCAGAAUAAGAUUCUACACAACCGAUUAGAAGCUUUGCACAUUCGAUUAGCUGAGCAAGAACGGGGUAUUGCUGGACUUUCAUCGCAACGAACCGACUCACAUGGAGAGGAUGAUUUGCAUGGCGUUGUCAGCUACUUGCGCAGAUCAAAGGAAAUAGCGGAAACAGAAAUAUCGUUGCUUAAGCAGGAGAAAUCACGGCUUCAGAUAGAGCUGGAAAGUGCAUUGAAGUCCAGCAAGGAGGCACAGGACUUGCUCCGCAGUCAAGCUGAUAGUGCAAGAUCAUCAAUGUUCAAGGAUGAAGAAUUCAAGUCGCUGCAACUCCAGGUGAGAGAAAUUAAUUUGCUUCGUGAAAGCAACAUACAGCUUAGAGAGGAGAACCGGCACAAUUUUGAAGAAUGCCAGAAAUUCCGUGAGGAAGGUAACAAAGCUAAAAUAGAGGCUGAAAGAUUGAAUAAAAUUCUACUGGAGAAACAGGUAUAUGCUGAAGUGUGUACAAAAGAUCUAGACAUGAAGAAGACUGAAAUAGCAAAUCUCAACCAAAGGAUUUCUGAGUUGCUUGAAAACAGUAGAGGUGUCGAUUUGAACACAUAUGAGACCAUGAAGGGUGAACUUCAAAAUAUCAAAUCAACCUUGAGAGAGAAUUCAGUUGAGCUUGAGCGUGCAAAGAAUCUUCUUUCCGAGAGGGACGUUGCCAUAAGAAAUUUAGAUGAGAAGCUUGCUGGCUGUCAGUCUGAAUUGGGAGCUAGGGAAAAGAAGCUGAAUGAUGUUGAGGCUAGCCUGAAAUCUGAAAUUGAUAGACAGAAGAAGAUUACCUUCACCUACAAGAAAAAGGUUGAAGUGUUAAUGCGAGAGAAGGCAGAUCUUAUAAAAGAAAAUAAAAGCCUUUUGAAGCAGAUUGAAGAUCUUAAAUCAAGUCAGAAAAUGCCGAUGGAAACAUCAAAUGUUCAGGCCGUAAAAGAGAAAGACAUCAGGAUACAGACACUGGAAAAAAUCUUGGAGAAGGAGAGAGAUGAUCUCAAGAAAGAAAAGGCAAACCGCAGAAAGGCUGAGAACGUUUUCUACGUCGCUGUUCAAAAUCUAUCAAAGGAGAAGAAGCAAAUAGAGGAAUCGAUUGAGAAGCACCGGCAGGCUGUGAAGGAGGUGAUUGAGCAUUAUUCUGGACAAUCAUCUCAAAUCCCUUCUGGAUCAGCAGUAGAGGAGCAGUUCCGUUCAUAUUUCCUUGCGGCUAAAAAAAUGGAGGAGUCUCCUAGCCUGUUCCAAGAUGGUUCAACUAGCCAGACACCACCUAUUGAAACUCCCACUGUCGAUGCAGCUGCGACAGGGCGGCAGGUAGCUACUCCGCCAAGGCCUGCUCAAGUUAAAGUGAUGGAGGAGAAAGCAGUUUCUUCUUUGCCCAAGCCAAGUACUGAACAACGCAGAUCAAGAAGGGUGCUCGUUCGGCCUAGUCUUGAACGAAUUGAAGAGCCCCAGGCUGAUGCGGCUACACCAGUUGUCGAUGUUUCUGCAGUACAGGAGAAAGGUGGCACAUCGACAGAACGAGGUUCCACAGUAGUUCAGGAAAAAGGUGGCCCAUCACUGGAGCGUGAAACUUCUGGCAGUGUGUCUGUAUUGCCUUCUGGUCGCAAACGUCUCGUGCCAUCAUCGCAGAUGAGAGAUGAUGCAUCACAUGGAGAGGCUAAUGAUGCCAAUCCUCCAUCAAAGAAACCUAAAGAGGAUUCUGUUCAGAGUUCCAGUGAGUUAAAAACUGAUCAAUCGGCCCCUGAAGAUGUAACGACUGAGGCUCCUGUGGUUAUCUCGAUAGACAACCAAGAUGUGCAACAACAGCCUGGAGAAGAGAUGAACACGGAUCAGGCUUCCAUGCCAGUUGAAGAGGUUGAGGACAUCAAGGAUGACGAAGCGGGUAACAAUGAUGACAUGGAAGAAUAUACAGGUGCAUUAAUGGACAUCGAAGGCCAGGAUGCUGAAGUUAAUAUGGACAGUGAUGCAACUGCUGUGGAAGAUGUGCCGCUUAAGUCAGAGGCAGUAGUGGAAUCGUUUGAUGAAGACCAGAAACUCGAGGAUGCGAAGGAAGAGGGCCAGAUUACUACAGCCACCGAUGCUGAGGAUGAGAAGGAGGAGGGGGAGUUGCCGGAUGAACCUGAACAACAAUCAGAUAGCAGUCCCCUGGAUAUUGGUGAGCAAGCAGGUGAUGCUUUCAGGGCAGCAUCUCCAAGUGGGGCAGCAGCAAAGAGCGACGCAGACAUGUCAGAGGAGAUUGUAGAAGGUGACGGUACUGCUGAACUUGCUGAGGUGGAGCCAGACCAAAGCCCUCUAGCACAGUCAGGCGGAGCGGAUGCAUCACCAAGCAGAACCACAGAUGCAUCCCCUGUACGUGAACCUUCCCCUUCAAACCCAGCCAUUGCUGGCGCAUCUUCUGAACAACAGAAUCCCGGUACCGCAGCAGAGAGUGUGGGAAGAACAAUCAACUUGACGGAGAGGGCAAUACAAAACAGAACAAACAGACAAAACAGACUUGUACGGACGAGCACUCCACAGCCUUCCUCUUCCAGGGGUCGUUCUCGAGAAACCGGGCGCGGACGUGGACGUUCCCGGCGAGGUGGUCAGCCAUAGUGAGGUGGAAAAAAAUUGGUGUCGUCGCUGGAAACUUGUAGUUGCAUCUUUUGCCCAACUACGUAGACUACUUUUUGCCAUGAACUACUGAACAAGCUUUGCUGCCGGAGUAAAGCAUUGCGUGACUUGUAAGCCGUCAAGUAAGCAAAUAUAUGCUGCCCGACUCGUUUACAAAUGGUAUGCCACUAAGCGGCUGUGUUAUGGUGCGCCCAUGUGCGCUUGAAUUGCUCUGUGAGGUCACAUUACUAAUUGCUACGUGAAACUUGGUCAUCAAUCGUGUCUAAGUUCA
This is a messenger RNA of Triticum dicoccoides, 6538 nucleotides long. Its product is annotated as nuclear-pore anchor-like. The transcript is spliced from 49 exons. Bases 160 to 6249 code for a protein of 2029 amino acids. Gene Ontology annotation, cellular component: nuclear pore. NCBI's taxonomy places the organism in Eukaryota, Viridiplantae, Streptophyta, Magnoliopsida, Poales, Poaceae. The record is from RefSeq and is a predicted model, not a curated record. Gene Ontology annotation, biological process: protein import into nucleus; mRNA export from nucleus. Gene Ontology annotation, molecular function: structural constituent of nuclear pore.